Molecule: messenger RNA, 784 nt
Organism: Phymastichus coffea
Lineage: Eukaryota; Metazoa; Arthropoda; Insecta; Hymenoptera; Eulophidae
Product: EKC/KEOPS complex subunit Tprkb-like
Exons: 1
Coding region: 153-692 (179 amino acids)
Biological process (GO): telomere maintenance via recombination; tRNA threonylcarbamoyladenosine modification
Cellular component (GO): EKC/KEOPS complex; nucleus; cytosol
Source: RefSeq, a predicted model, not a curated record
UUCCUAACCUCAAAAUUAUUAUCAUAUAUUAUAUGCGGUCUAUAUUGUGUAUAACUUUUUGGGUUUGUUAAUGAUUCGAACUAAAAAGUCAAUUUAUACGCAGUAUUCAAAAAUUAUUCAUCACAUUUUAUAAUUAAUGAAUAGUAAAUACAAUGGAAACUGUUGGUUAUAGUUUGGAAUUGGAUGAGUUGACAAAUAAGCAACUUAGUGUUUACUUGUAUCAAAAUGUUAAUAAUAUCGAAGAAAUACAUAAAAAGCUCGUAAAUAAAGAACUUCCAUGUUGUAUUGUGAAAGCAAACUUAGUGAUUGAUCCUUUUCAAAUCGCUAUUGCUGCAAAUAGAGCAGCAUUAAAUGAAAAGUAUGGACAAAUGGUCACAAGAAGUUUGUUUACAGAAAUCAUUUAUUGUUUGUCAACGUCUAAAAAUAUUUCUCAAUCGUUAAAAAAUUUUGGGAUUUCCAGUGUUACUAAGAACGUUUUAGUUGUUUUAGUACACAGUAAUCAAGAAAAAGAACCAAUGGAAAAGCUCAUCUUUGAAAGUAUAGAGGGUGAAAGGUUAUUAAUUAAAAGACUCUCUGAAUUUGCUGAUAUAAACUUGAUUAAAAAUAUAUAUAAAAUAGAAGCAGAAGAAUUGAAAGUUUCCAGUUUACUAGACUCAAUUAUAAGUAGAAUAAAUGAUAAAGUAUCAAAAUAAAAAGCGGAAAUUUUAGAAUGGUGUAAAACAAAGGUUUUGUAUAAAUAAAAUUAUUUUGAAAUUGAAAAUUUAUUAUUUUCUUUCACUUUACG